ACCUCAAAAUAGUCCUUUUGCUAAAGAGGGAUAUUUGGGGGUGGCAUAUUCUGCUCUUCAUUAGAAAUGUCAGUAUAGUAUCAUACAACCAAGGAUAGUUAAGAACUAUAUUUACAUUAAAUAGAAAAAUAAUCUAUUUAUAAAACCAAAAAAUGGCUGCUAGGGAGUUGAUUAAAAUUGUAUUAAGAAAAUUCGUAAGAAUAACAAGCAGACAUUAAAAUAUCUUUCUGUUUAAUAAGGGAAAUUGAUUAAAAUGUAAUCAGGGCAAAGAGGUCCCAAAAUGCAUACAAUUUCUUUAAAAGGAUAUGUGCUUUUAUCUGUUCACCAAAACAGCAAAUUAGCUAGCACUGGUGAUUUCUGUGUGGUAGGAGAACUAGUUAUUUUAUUGCUCGCCCUGUUCUGUAUUUUCCACAACAUUAAUGUUUUGCGUUCGCAUUCAAAAGCAAUUGUUAAAGCGUUAAAACAUAGUAGAUAACAAAAUAGUUACUAUGGUACAAAACUCAGUACAAACGAACCGAGAAGGCCUCUUUUUUUUUUUCCCCCUUCGUCAGAUUCCCCUCCCCCCAACAAGACUUCCCGCCGACUUUCUUCACGUUCUCAAUUCGGUCCGCCAACGGAUGUAUAAAGGCCUGCAUCAGGGUAGGUUACAGACAAACCGUAAGCUAGCUCUUGUUCUUUCGCCAUGUCUGGACGUGGAAAAGGGGGGAAGGGCCUUGGUAAGGGAGGAGCUAAGCGCCAUCGGAAGGUGCUUCGGGACAACAUCCAGGGUAUCACCAAACCUGCCAUUCGGCGUUUGGCCCGACGAGGUGGUGUCAAGCGCAUCUCUGGCCUCAUCUACGAGGAGACCCGCGGGGUGCUGAAGGUGUUCCUGGAGAACGUGAUCCGGGACGCGGUGACCUACACGGAGCACGCCAAGCGCAAGACGGUCACGGCUAUGGACGUGGUCUACGCGCUCAAGCGCCAGGGCCGUACUCUCUACGGCUUUGGUGGCUGAGUAUCUGCGCUCUUUUUUCCACAAAAGGCCCUUUUCAGGGCCCC
Vicugna pacos (alpaca) is the source of this 1038-nucleotide messenger RNA. NCBI's taxonomy places the organism in Eukaryota, Metazoa, Chordata, Mammalia, Artiodactyla, Camelidae. The record is from RefSeq and is a predicted model, not a curated record.